Capsicum annuum is the source of this 1713-nucleotide messenger RNA. RefSeq names its product tRNA (guanine(10)-N2)-methyltransferase homolog. Gene Ontology annotation, biological process: methylation. The transcript is spliced from 4 exons. Lineage: Eukaryota; Viridiplantae; Streptophyta; Magnoliopsida; Solanales; Solanaceae. Gene Ontology annotation, cellular component: cytoplasm. Gene Ontology annotation, molecular function: nucleic acid binding. The record is from RefSeq and is a predicted model, not a curated record. The coding region runs from base 550 to 1443 and encodes 297 amino acids.
CUUUAAGUUGGAUACAAUAGAGACAUGAGAAAUUUCAUGAAAUCUAUUUGAGAGUGAAAUGGAUUUUGGUCCCUCACAUACAUGCUAUCUCCACUUUUUUUUUUUGAUAACCGUGCUGUCCGGGCCAGUUUUUGCGCACAUCGACUAAACUCACGGGAUACGUGCCACCUGCCACCAACAACAGAUAUUAGGUAACUCUGUCCACCAAGACUAGGACAAAUUGAGGAAUCCCCUAGUAUUUUUUUGUCUCUGAUGGGAUGCUAUCUCAAAUAUUGAGGGACGUGAAGUGGGGAUAGCAUGUAAAAUGCAUUAUACUCUUAGAUAUAGUUAUACACUUCUGUAGGUCAUGUAAUUUCUAAGGCUUAGAAGAUAUGGCCUGUGGAUUUACGUAUGUCUGCUUGAUUACAGGGCCGGGUUAGCUUAAAAAAUCCCCAUCACACGUUCUGGCUCAUAGAAACAGGUGAUUAUGAUUCUAAUAAUGGACUGCCACCCAUUGCAGGACGGAGAAUCUUUUUUGGUCGAGAGAUUGGUGCUGCUGAUAGGAAGCUUAUGCCAACUUAUCAGUUAAAAAGUCGUAAUUUUCUCGGGCCAACAGCCAUGGAUGCUGAAAUGGCGUUCCUGAUGGCUAAUCAAGCACAGGCCAAAGCUGGAAGGCUUGUCUAUGACCCUUUUGUGGGCACAGGAAGCAUUCUAGUCGCAGCAACUCAUUAUGGAGCAAUAACAAUGGGCGCAGAUAUUGAUAUUCGAGUAGUACGUGAUGGCCGUGGUCCAGAUCGUAAUGUCUGGAGCAACUUCAAGCAGUAUGGAUUGCCAAUGCCUAUUGCUUUAUUAAGGGCAGACAACAACCUUCCUCUUUGCCGUUUGGGGUUGAAAGAGGUUUUUGAUGCCAUUGUAUGUGACCCUCCGUAUGGAGUCCGUGCUGGAGGACGUAAUUCUGGUGGCAGGAAGCUUUUGAAAGGAGUGAUUGGUCCAUAUACAGUUCCUGAUGACAAACGGACAGGCCACAUACCAUCAACUGCUCCUUACAGCUUAGUGGAAUGCGUACAUGAUUUGCUUGACCUUGCUGCUAAGAUGCUUGUGUUGGGUGGCCGUCUUGUGUACUUCUAUCCUGUAGUACGAGAGGAUGAGUCAAUUGACACUACCUUUCCAGAGCACCCCUUUUUCAAGUUGGUUGCUACCUCAGAGCAGGUGCUGAGCUAUAGGUAUAGUCGGGUGCUAUUAACCAUGGUCAAAAUUGGACCAUAUAAUGAAGAAAUUGCAUUAGCAGCAAGGAUCAAACAUUUGGAGUUCAAAGAAAACCAUCUGAAGUGGUUAGAAGAAGGUACUCUUCAUUCAGCUGUUUUUAGUCCUGCCGACAAUCAUCUUAAUGAGGCAAGUGAUACAAAGAUUAGUAAAGAAUCAAAGGCAAGGUAUAGAGGUAAAUAUGGUCUAAACCAAAACUGACAGCCAAAUUAAAUGGGGCAAUAUGAUAAGCUCUGAUGUGGUGAGGCUAUAUGCAUCAUGCAUCUAAGCAAUUCUGAUGAGAAUUCUACCAAAACCUACAUUGUAGGAAAGUUUUUUAGUGCUUUAUGUUACAAAUGCUUACAAAUACUCGUGCCACUAUUUAUUAUUCUUGCUAGGAGAUUGUAUUCCAAUUGGGAUUGAUUUAUCAGUUGUCCAUACAGAUUACAUGUAUUUGACUGUUUCCUUGGUGCAUCAACUUUAUUAAGCUUA